GUAGCUACGCUGGCGUUUCUGGUCCGAAUCGUCGCAUGGGGGGGAUUGCGAAGGAUCCGCAGCUGAGGGAGGAGGGGGCGCUGGGGCAGCUGAGGAGCUGCCCCCUCGGCUGACCGCCUGAUUCCUCUGCCUCUCACCCACCGCUCAAAGACACCAUGUCAGGGCCUGGAAGCAAGCGGGCAGCUGGGGAUGGGGGAUCGGGCCCCCCUGAGAAGAAAGCCAACCGGGAAGAGAAGACCACCACUACCCUGAUUGAGCCCAUCCGGCUCGGGGGCAUCUCUUCUACGGAGGAGAUGGACCUCAAGGUCCUUCAGUUCAAGAACAAGAAACUAGCGGAGCGGCUGGAGCAGCGGCAGGCCUUUGAGGACGAGCUGCGUGAGCGCAUCGAGAAGCUGGAGAAGAGGCAGGCCACCGACGACGCCACCCUCUUGAUCGUCAACCGCUACUGGAAGCAGCUGGAUGAGACGGUGCAAGUGCUCCUGAGACGUUACGACGGAGACUGUGGGCCGGCUCUGGAGGAGCCCAAGCUGGAGCUUACAGGAGCAGAGCUGGAUGCUGCUCUCCUGGGCCAAGAGGCGGCCGAGAGGAGAGAGGCAGUGCUGUCCCCCAUUACUCCCCCUGCCCCCUGGAAGGCUGGGGGCCUGGUCCUGAACGAGACGGCCCUUUCCUUCCUGGCCACCUUGGCCAGCAGUAGCAGCGAAGAGAUCGAACUGCAGCUUCAAGAGCGCAUGGAGUUCUCCAAGGCCGCCGUCUCCCGCAUCGUGGAAGUGUCCGACAAGAUCCACCGGCGCACGGAGGAACUCUGCCAGAAGAUCUAUGUCCGGGUGGAGUUUGAUCAACUGGAAGAAGCCGUGAAGAUUCUCACCAAGGAGCUGACAAGAGAGAACCGGCACCUGCAGGAUUUAACCACCCAGCUCCAGGAGAAGCACCAUAAGUUCUCCUUGGAGUACACAGAGCUGCAGGACAAGGUCACCUCGUCGGAGACCAAAGUGCUGGAGAUGGAGACCACCAUCGAGGACCUGCAGUGGGACAGCGAGAAGCUGCAAAAGCGGGAGCAGAAGCUAAACAAGCACCUGGCUGAGGCGCUGGAGCAGCUGAACUCCGGUUACUACGCAUCGGGCAGUUCUGGCGGGUUCCAGGGCGGGCAGAUCACGCUUAGCAUGCAGAAGUUUGAGAUGCUGAACGCGGAGCUGGAGGAGAACCAAGAACUUGCCAACAGCCGCAUGGCGGAGCUGGAGAAACUGCAGCACGAAAUGCAGCAGGCGGUUCGGACCAACGAGAAGCUCAAGGUGGCGCUGCGGAGCUUGCCCGAGGAGGCCGUGAAGGAGACCCUGGAGUUCAAAGUGCUGCAGUCCCAGUUCUCGCUGCUGUACAACGAGAGCCUGCAGGUGAAGACGCAGCUGGACGAGGCCCGGGCCCUCCUGCUCACCACCAAGAACAGCCACCUGCGCCACAUUGAGCACAUGGAGAGCGACGAGCUGAACCUGCAGAAGAAGUUGCGGACAGAGGUGAUCCAGCUGGAGGACACGCUGGCGCAGGUGCGCAAGGAGUACGAAAUGCUGCGCAUCGAGUUUGAGCAGAACCUGGCCGCCAACGAGCAAGCUGGCCCCAUCAACCGGGAGAUGCGCCACCUGAUCAGCAGCCUGCAGAACCACAACCACCAGCUGAAGGGCGACGUGCAGCGGUACAAGCGGAAGCUCCGGGAGGUGCAGGCGGAGAUCAACAAGGUUCGGAUGCAGCAGAGCGGCUUUUCCUCCAGCCAGGCGGCCACCCCCACGACGCCGGGGAGUGAAGACCCUGCCGGCCUGCUUGGGGGCCCGGGGGGAGCCACAGUGAAGGAGGAGGAGGGGGCGGCCGCCUCCGAGGUGAAGAGGGAGCCCAAGGAGGUGCAGGUGAAGAAGGAGCCCAAAGAGGAGGCGGCGACUCCCCAGCUGCUUGAGGGGGUGAAGAAGGAGGAAGAGGAGCUGCCGGCCCCCCAGCCCCCCACGCCCCAGCCGCCUCCGCCGCCCCGAGCCAAGGAGCCCGAGCGCUCCAAGGGGCGGGGGGGAGAGCGGGGCGGGGACCGCGAGAGGUCCCGGGACCGGGACAAAGAGACCUGCUCGUCCUCCUCUUCGGCCUCCUCCUCUUCCUCCUCGCGGGAUCGGGAGAAACAGAAGGGCGGCGGCGGCGAGGAUGUCAAGAAGAAAGAUUCAGAUCUGCUCAAACAGCUACGAGCCGAGCUCAAAAAGGCACAGGAGAGCCAGAAGGAGAUGAAACUUCUCCUAGACAUGUACAAGUCGGCGCCCAAGGAGCAGCGGGAUAAAGUGCAACUCAUGGCAGCGGAGAAGAAAACCAAGGCAGAGGUGGAGGAGCUGCGGGUGAGGAUCCGCGAGCUGGAGGAGAAGGAGAAGAAAGAGAGCAAGAAAAUGGCCGACGAGGACGCUUUGCGCAAGAUCAAGUUGGCUGAGGAGCAAAUUGAGCAUCUGCAGAAAAAGCUGGCUGCGACCAAGCAGGAGGAGGAGGCUCUGUUGUCGGAAAUGGAUGUCACAGGCCAGGCCUUCGAGGACAUGCAAGAGCAGAACAUGCGGCUGAACCACCAGCUGCGCGAAAAGGACGACGCCAACUUCAAGCUGAUGUCGGAGCGCAUCAAGUCCAACCAGAUCCACAAGCUGCUGCGGGAGGAGAAGGACGAACUGGCCGAGCAGGUGUUGGCCCUCAAGUCCCAGGUGGACACCCAGCUGUUGGUGGUGCAGAAGCUGGAGGAGAAGGAACGUGUCCUGCAGGGGAAUCUCGGCACGGUGGAGAAGGAGCUGACGUUGCGCAGCCAGGCCCUGGAGCUCAACAAGAGGAAGGCAGUAGAGGCUGCCCAGUUAGCGGAAGACCUGAAGGUGCAGCUGGAGCACGUGCAGUGUAAGCUGAAGGAAAUCCAGACCUGCAUGGCUGAGAACCGGGCAGCCAAGGAGAAGGAGUCUUUCAACCUCAAAAGAGCUCAGGAGGACAUCUCCCGCCUGCGGCGCAAGCUGGAGAAGCAGCGCAAGGUGGAGGUGUACGCGGACGCCGACGAGAUCCUGCAGGAGGAGAUCAAGGAGUACAAGGCCAAGCUGACCUGCCCCUGCUGCAACACCCGCAAGAAGGACGCCGUCCUCACCAAAUGCUUCCACGUCUUCUGCUUCGAAUGUGUCAAGACGCGCUACGACACCCGCCAGCGGAAGUGCCCCAAGUGCAACGCGGCCUUCGGCGCCAACGACUUCCACCGCAUCUACAUCAGCUGAGCGCCCGGCCGGAGGGCUCUGCCUUCACAGAGGCUGCCUGGGCCACUUGUAGAGACCUGCCUCGGGUCCGGCUGAGACCCCGCCCCGCCCCAUGUUCUUUGGCUGUGGAUCCCUUCUCCCCCCCGCCCACUUCCGAGGCUUCCUUUUCAUUGGAUUUCUCUCUCUUGGUUUACUUUCUCUUCUCUCCCCCUGCCCUUACAUUGCUGGGUCUGCUCACUGGCUUCCCUCUGGGUUAUCACUGGAUCCUCUCCCUGUCUCCCGAAGAAUUGACUCAGCUGCUCUUCUCUCCAGCCUUUCCCAAGUGGGCCCUCCAGAUUGCCUUUGGGUCCCCCCCCCUGCCCCCUCUAGCAUUUCGAAAACGUUUACAAUACGAGCUCUCCAGUUUUGGGCUGCAGGCGGCAGUCACGCCAGUCAAAUGCCCCCCCGUCGGAGAGGGGCGUUCUUCUUAUUUUUUAAUUGUUUUGAGAGUUUUGGAAGUAAAAACCUGCUCCUGCGGAAUAUGGAUCCUUCACUGUUCCUCCGAAA
Elgaria multicarinata webbii is the source of this 3776-nucleotide messenger RNA. RefSeq names its product ring finger protein 40 (gene RNF40). The record is from RefSeq and is a predicted model, not a curated record. NCBI's taxonomy places the organism in Eukaryota, Metazoa, Chordata, Lepidosauria, Squamata, Anguidae. Gene Ontology annotation, cellular component: HULC complex; nucleus. Gene Ontology annotation, molecular function: ubiquitin protein ligase activity; metal ion binding.